This is a messenger RNA of Actinia tenebrosa (Australian red waratah sea anemone), 3106 nucleotides long. Its product is annotated as beta-lactamase-like protein 1. NCBI's taxonomy places the organism in Eukaryota, Metazoa, Cnidaria, Anthozoa, Actiniaria, Actiniidae. The record is from RefSeq and is a predicted model, not a curated record.
UGUUUAGAUAUUUGGAGCGUCGGUAAAUAUUUAGGUCUUUCCUUCAAGUAAAAAUGGACUUAUCGGUUACCACAUACGAUUAUUUAGCAUGAAUAAUGCUGGGAGGGAGAGAUUCUAUUAUUUCUCGAUGCGUUUAUACUAAGGCUACGUUUCAAAAACUGUGAAAAGCGAAAAACUGUGGGAGGUAAAAUCGUCAAGAAGACCGUGAAACGGAGCUCACUCAAAUAGAAAGAAUACCAAGAGAUAUCACGCGUCGAGGCUUCUCUGAUGGUCUUUACAAUGGAAAGCAACGAGAGUGUGGUCGUUGCACAGGGGGAUAAAACCAAACGUGUCAUACUUAGACAAAGAAUCGCUAUCCAAUUUCUUACUGUCUUGUGUUUUAUUUUCUCGAUCUUGUUCGUGUGGCAACUGACGACAAAUGUCACUGGGGGGAAGGAUUCAGACAAAAGCCAUUUACCGACCAUCAACAACGAUAAACUGCUUGAACUGAAAGCUAGCCGCUGUCCUGUCGUGCCAUCACAGCAGCUUCUUCCAAGAUCCCUACCAAGUACAGUCAACAAAGCCUUGUAUCUUGAGGACUUGGUAUUCAAGUCUUUAACGGAAUUGCCAUCAUUGGAAGCACUAACGGCCAGUAUAUUGUAUCAAGACAAAGUUGUGUGGGCGAAAAAGCAUGGAACGAGGGAUUCCAAAGCCUCAUCUCCAGUCCCCCCGAAUGAAAAUACAGUGUUCAGAGUAGCAAGCGUCAGUAAGAUCUUAACGGUGAUAUUCGUUUUCUUUUUGCUGGAAUCCGGAAGUAUUUCUAGUCUGGAUGAUCMUUUAGAGAAAUAUGAACCCAACUUUGUCGUUAUCAAUAAAUUUGAUUCCAACAAAAUCACGCUCAGGCACAUUCUCACCCACACGUCAGGGCUGCCCAGAGAGGUACCAUGUGGAGACAGCUGGUCUAAAAGCUCGUCGAUAUUAUGUCCUGUUAAUACAACAUUUGUAUUAGAAAAACUUAAAAUGACCGAACUGAAAUCUCCUCCGGGUAAAGAACCGAAUUACAGUAAUCUGGGAUUUGCACUGCUGGCUCGUAUUCUUGCUCACCGGUUUGCCGGGGGACACUAUGAGAAAUGGGUUCUCAAGAAUGUACUUAUUCCUCUGCGCAUGACUAACUCUGGUUUCGAUUUGAAAAGCAUGCCAACAAACAAAGCAGUAAGCUAUGGAUCUGAUGGCCGACCAAAUGCUGAGGUAGACUGGGGCUGGGCUGCGCCUGCAUUUCAGUUCUAUUCAAGUACAGCCGACUUAUCAAAGUUGAUGAUGGCUUUGUUUCAAGUAACUUCAUUUAGAAUUCUUCAACCUGAGAUGCUUACACAAAUAUUGACGCCAAAUUUCGUCUAUCCUGAUGGUUCUACGAUGAUAGGGCUUGGUUGGGAGAUGAAGCUAACAGGCUCGUUUAUUCUGGUUUCUAAAGCAGGCAUUAUACCGGGAUAUUCAGCUGGCUUUGCUUUCUAUCCUCAAUUAAAAUUAGGUGCUAUUGUGCUCAUGACUGGUCGCGAGGUUGCACCAGCUGCUGUUGAACUUCUUUUAAAACCAAUAAUACAACGUUUCGCCUCCUUCAUGAUUAAACAGAUAAAGAUUAACGUUCCUUCAAAUACAAUGAAAUACUUAGGUUCGUAUGAGCUGGUCUCGAAGUGGAUCGAAAAAGUCCGAUUCAACAUCACAUUAGAAGAGAACGUUCUCCAGCUACACCAGGAUCCCGGCUUUCCUUCGCUCUCUUAUCUUAACUUUAUUAAAGAUAACAUACUAGAAUUAGUCUACAAACCCGGCUUCUCUUGUAAAGUAUAUAGUAUGGGGCAGAACCAUGAGAGGCUGCACUUCUACCCACCGCCAUCCCAGGAUGGAAAGUGUCCUGGGUUUAAAUUUGGACCUUUUGAAUUUGUAAGAACUAAAGAAAACUCCUACACUAGGCGGGAGUUGGGUGGCUUAAAAAUGACAUUAUCAAGAUUGCUUUGAUAGAUGUCGCUCUUAGAUGUCGGUUGAGAGUUUCAACCUCUUCUGGUUCGCCUUUGGCUGUCGGUUUUAUUCUGUUCUGGUUUGCCAGAAACAUCGCAGCAUGAAAAAAAGAAUACGUGGAGAAAUAAUAAACAAUUGCCCUAUUUCAUAAUGACGACACAUCAAAACAAACUAUUGUUUUAACGCUAGGGAUCAUGGUCUCUGGAGAGGGAUGGAAUGACAACACAUCUUAAAUCACAAUGAAAUUUGGUUUAUGAGCUGGUGAAGGCAAGAACAACUAAAUAUUACGCUAAAUACCUCGAAAGAAGAGAAUUAAGCUUAAAUUAGCCUAAAUUUCUAUCAUUUUAGCCGAUGUAAACAAACCGUGACGUCAUUAUGAAAUAGGGCAAUUAUUGGAUGAAGUUUGAUGAUAUUUGGAAUUAUCGAUGUCGAGGUAAGAGUCAUUGGCCAACGUCGUAGGCUGAGGCCAAUAACGUUUGCCGAGACAUUGAUAAUUCCGGAUAUCAUCAAAACCGAAUCCAAUAAAAUGUUUCACUAUACAUUGUUCAAAUAGAUUAUAACUAAUAAUACAAAGAAUGAUAAAUUUAUAUUAUGGAUUAAUAUAUUGGAAAACAGCAUCGACUUAUCCACUACGAGAUAAGGAUUUAUCCGUUGGAAAGCGCUAUCCACCCUUUGUACAACCGGGCCCUGAUUUCUAGCUAGGCUAAUAAAAUUCCAAAGAAAGUAUCAUUAAUUAGUCAUAAAUUAUUAUUAUUUAUCAUAACUUAUUAAUUUAUUUGUAUUCAAUUUAUUGCUCAACAUAUCAGUUUCAAAAUGCUUUUAUUGCAGUCAGGUUAAGAUCGAAUAGUACUUCUGUCUCUUUAGUUACUUUUUAAUCUGCAGUUUGCGAUUGUAAAGCGACAGACUUCACCUCUUUGGAGUUGAAAAACGUGUCGCUUUAUCCCUUUGCAUUUUGGGGGACGCGGGAUAGGAAACCUUAAUUGUAUACAUACAUACAUACGAACAUACUAUUUUGUACCUGUAAGACAGAUGUACAACAUCAAGGUUAUGUACAAGAUAAUUUGUAAAUUUGUGUUAAUUUUCUAAGUUUUAAAAAUAAACGAAUUAAAUAAUU